AUGGCCGCUCGUACAUCCAGACGGGCCUUGCGCUACUUGGGCUAUGCUUCAGCUGCCGGCGUUGUCGGCGGCGGAGCUGUCUACUUCGUUUACCGGCCUCAAGAAGUUCCUGGACUCGGUGCAGCGGCGGUACCCCCUCCCACCUAUGGCGAGGGCGGCGUUUUUCGACCUCCCAACUUCCCCCGUGUCAAGUCAAGAGAAGAGCAGAUUGCCGAUUUGAAGGCGAGCGCUGGUGCGGCGUUCUCGCAGGCGAAGAACAAGCUCGUCAAUGCUGUGUCCGGAGGCCAGACGGAAGAACAGCAGAAUGCACAAGACCCAUACGAUCUGCUCGUCAUUGGUGGUGGUGCUACUGGUACGGGCAUAGCUUUGGAUGCUGCUUCGCGAGGCUUGAAAGUCGCUCUCGUGGAUAGAGAUGACUUCGCCUCAGGGACCAGCAGCAAGAGCACCAAGCUUGUCCACGGAGGUGUCAGAUACCUGGAGAAGGCUGUGUGGGAGCUGGACUACAACCAGUACAAGCUCGUCAAGGAGGCUCUUCGCGAACGCCGCUAUUUUCUCGACACCGCUCCUCACCUGUCCUCAUGGCUACCCAUUAUGAUCCCGGUACACAAGUGGUGGCAAGCGCCCUACUUCUGGGCCGGCACCAAAUGCUACGACUUCCUUGCUGGCUCCGAGAACAUCGAAACUUCCUACUUCAUGACCAAGAGCCGGGCGUUGGAGGCCUUUCCUAUGCUUCGCAAGGACAACCUCUUCGGUGCACUGGUCUACUACGAUGGCGCUCACAACGACUCUCGGAUGAACAUCUCGCUGGCUAUGACCGCUGCUCUCUACGGCAGCACUAUCGUCAACUACUGCGAAGUCACUGGCUUGGAAAAGGACAGCAACGGCAAGCUCUGCGGUGCUAAAGUGAAGGAUCUCGUCGCCGAGAGGGAUGGGAAGAGCUCAGAGGAGUUUACCAUCAAGGCUAAAGGUAUCAUCAACGCUACUGGACCAUUCACCGACGCGAUCCGCAAGCUUGACGAACCAACUGUGCAAGAGAUUGUUGCUCCUAGCUCUGGUGUUCACGUCAUUCUUCCUGGCUACUACUCUCCCGGCGACAUGGGCUUGCUCGAUCCUCAUACUUCUGACGGUCGUGUUAUUUUCUUCUUGCCGUGGCAGGGCAACACCAUUGCUGGGACCACCGACGCACCCUGCGACAUCAAGCAGAACCCGGUUGCUGGUGAAGAGGAAAUCGACUGGAUCUUGAAGGAAGUCAGCAACUACCUGCAACCCGAAAUCAACGUUCGCCGUGGCGACGUGCUCGCAGCAUGGUCUGGUAUUCGUCCUCUGGUUCGGGAUCCAAAAGCGAAAAAGUCAGAAGGCCUCGUCCGAAACCAUCUCGUUACCACCUCCGAUUCUGGCUUGAUCACAAUCUCCGGCGGCAAAUGGACUACCUACCGUCAAAUGGCUGAGGAAGCUGUAGACGAGGCUCUGACUCAAUUCAACCUCAAGCCCCGACCUGUUUCCAACCCUCCUCUCGUCAGCGGCGUCGAAGGCUUCCACGAGGACAUGGAACUCGACGGCUCCUGCAAGACCCACAACAUCAAACUCGUCGGCGCCCACGGUUUCUCCAAGACCCUGUUCAUCAACCUCAUCCAGCACUACGGCCUCGACACGGAAGUCGCCAAGCACCUCACCACCUCCUACGGCGACCGCGCCUGGACCGUCGCCGCCCUCUGCGCUCCCACUGAAGCCCGUUUCCCCGUCCGCGGUAUCCGCAUCUCAGAGCUCUACCCCUUCGUCGAUGGCGAGGUCCGUUACGCUGUCCGCCACGAGUACGCCCAAACAGCCGUCGAUGUCGUGUCCCGCCGGACGAGACUGGCUUUCCUCAACGCGCAGGCGGCGCUCGAGUCCCUGCCGCAGAUCAUCGAUCUCAUGGGCGAAGAGCUGACGUGGAGCAAGGCGCGGAAGGAGAAGGAGUGGACCAGCGCGGUGCAGUUCCUCGGAUCCAUGGGGUUGCCGAAGGGGAAGUUGGAGCUUUCGAGGGCGGAUGUGGAGGCGGGACGGGUGGGAAAGUAUGCGGAUGAGGAGUACGGGUAUUAUGCGAGACAUGAUAAACCCGACGAGACGCUCGAGAGUGAUUCGAAGUUCAUGUCUGGACAGAACCCCGGGAUUGGUAGGACGGCGCCUGCGAAUAACUGA
This is a messenger RNA of Saxophila tyrrhenica, 2178 nucleotides long. RefSeq names its product mitochondrial glycerol-3-phosphate dehydrogenase (gene GUT2). Gene Ontology annotation, molecular function: glycerol-3-phosphate dehydrogenase (quinone) activity. The record is from RefSeq and is a predicted model, not a curated record. Gene Ontology annotation, biological process: glycerol-3-phosphate metabolic process. Bases 1 to 2178 code for a protein of 725 amino acids. Gene Ontology annotation, cellular component: mitochondrion; glycerol-3-phosphate dehydrogenase (FAD) complex. NCBI's taxonomy places the organism in Eukaryota, Fungi, Ascomycota, Dothideomycetes, Mycosphaerellales, Extremaceae. The transcript has 2 exons.